AUGCCCUCCUCUGACCCCGUUCUCACCGGCGGCCAAGGGCAAUCCGAUCACACGGCACAGCUCAGGAACCGUCUCUGGGAGAACGUGGCCAGCAGCACACUCGACAAUAUCUUUUCCAUUCCUUUGGCACAAAAACCGGAUGACAAUGAAGACGGUUCACUACAGGGCACACGCUAUAACGUCGAUGAGAAAUGCCGGCAACAGCUCCAGGCUGCCCUUUGCGAAGGGGUUUCCACCACCCCAUUCGGCGCUCCCUCUGCCUUCCCUCCGACGGACGUCCUAAACCAAGGGUUGGAUCUGUUCAUUCGCCAGUUUCACCCUGCAUUACCCUUUAUCCAUCUUCCGACGUUUUCGGCGAAGAACGCCCCGCCGUUGCUCCUGUACACAAUGUGUCUCACUGGCAUGGUCGUGCUGGGGACCAAAGAGGCCCUCAACUUCGUCCGUAGGAGUUAUUUGCCCUUCUUGAGAAUGAUCAAGGCUGAAUUGGCCAAAUGCUCUGCCUCUGCCGGUAAUGACAGCACACCGAGCACCUUGUCAAUCUUUGCAACCGCCUUUCUUUUCUUGAAUAUGGUGGUUUUUACAAAAGAACAUAUCGAGAAAAGCACAAUGCUUUGGGUUGAUUUGAUCUCGAUCGCACAAGAUCACGGCCUUUUUGCCUCCAUCGAUGGGCAAAUACCCAACACGAAUCUGUCGAAAACAAUCCAGGACCGUGAUGCCAGAUGGAAGGCCUGGGGCAGAGUCGAAUCUGCAAAGCGCAUGAUCGUCGGUCUCUUGUUGCUGGACUCUUGGUACUCGUGGCGUUUGUGUCGGACGCCCAUCAUCACGCCUGGGUCCGUUCAGUUCAUUCCCCCGAACAAUCAAGUUCUAUUCGAGGCCGACACCUCUGGGCAGUGGGAGCUCAUCGGUGGCGAGGGCAACCUUCUGCAACCAAUCGUGCUGACUUCGUUGGAGAGCAUCAAGGUUCCCUCGUUAGGCAAUCCAGUAGAUGACGUCUGCAUGUACGGAGUAUUGGCCAUGAUACAGCUCCGGCAGUCGGAGGCCUACCAUCGCUUACUGCUGAACCGUGCCAGCCAGCCUUUUGUUCCAGGUUACGUAUUCGCGACAGACAGCCGCGCGCGUUGUCUGUUAUCGCUCCAGAUUCAGAUCGCCCACCAGUACGGUGACGUCCUGGAGCGGUUAAAUCCCAACGUCGCUAUCAUGUGGCACAUCAUGUGCAUGACCCUCACGGCCGACCUACAGCUCUUCAUCCGGGCUUCUGAAAGGAACGUGCCCACUUCCGUGCGUAAGACCUCCCUCAGACAGAUCAAAGCAUGGUCGCAGACACCGGCAGCCCGACGGGCCUGUUUGCACGCGGCGCACAUCUACAAAGCCAUUCACAAAGCUAUCGCGAACGACAUGGGCGCCAAACACCUGCUGUUUCACUCGGAAUCUUCUUUAUUCUUCGCGGCGCUGGUGUUGGCGCUCUACAAGCUCACUGUGCCCGAGCCCAAGGCUCCGCCAGCCGGUAGCACAUCUAUCGAACUAUUGAACGAUCUUCAGUGGCCGACACUGGGCACGGAGUGCUUCGCCAGCAUAGUGGACCCCGAGCCGUCGGACAACCUGGCAAUCAACUUCAUCCGCAACAGUGGCACGGUGUCCAUGGACGGCGUUCCCCUCCCGAGUGGCUGCCUGUCGGCACGACACGUUUUGAGAAAGUAUGAGAGACUUUUGGAAAAGUCGGCGAAGUGGAGCAUGGGGAAUCUUUCGCGCGGGCUUCGUCUCUUCCAUGAUGAUCUGUUUGGCAAUGAGUUAUUAUCUUGGGAUACGGGUGCGAUCGACUAGAAUCAUGUCUAUUUGUAGUCCCAGGAGCCUUUCUAAGAGCCAAGUCUCUAUACUGGGAUAUCAGAGGCUGCUCUUUGGACGAGAGAGAUCCCUAUUGGCGGUUUUAGAACUGUUUCCCUCACUUUCACAGGCCGUCCCCUAGUUGGCAGGGCCCGGAUUUAUAUCCCUAGUACAUCGUUAGCCUGGAUCAAUAUACAUACAGACACUUCUAAUAAUCUGGUAGAACCAUCCCUAUUCUCAUCAAGGACUCAGAAUACCAGAGAUGUUCCUUCCAGAGGGUUUAAGCUCUGCGGUACAUUCUCCAUAGCACGGCAUGUCAUCUCAUCACAGUCCCUUACACGAAAAGAACAGGUUGAGUCGAAAAAAAAACCGUCAAGAGAGGAGUUCAAUUGAUUUGAUGUUUAUGAUUCACCUGUCUAUGUAUCACGUGAUAUGUCUGUAUGUCAUCCUGACGAAGCAACUCGCAAUGGAUGAUUAGUAUCGCAUAUUCCGGGCCUAUAA
This is a messenger RNA of Aspergillus candidus, 2322 nucleotides long. RefSeq names its product fungal specific transcription factor domain-containing protein. Gene Ontology annotation, biological process: DNA-templated transcription; regulation of transcription by RNA polymerase II. The transcript is spliced from 5 exons. NCBI's taxonomy places the organism in Eukaryota, Fungi, Ascomycota, Eurotiomycetes, Eurotiales, Aspergillaceae. Gene Ontology annotation, molecular function: RNA polymerase II cis-regulatory region sequence-specific DNA binding; DNA-binding transcription factor activity, RNA polymerase II-specific; zinc ion binding. The record is from RefSeq and is a predicted model, not a curated record. Bases 1 to 1821 code for a protein of 606 amino acids. Gene Ontology annotation, cellular component: chromatin.